AUGGAGAAGGUCAGUGUGAAUGGAUUUGGUCGUACCAAGGCUGCCUUCUCAUCUGUAUCUGGCAAAGUGGAGAUUGCUGUCAUCAACAACCCCUCCAUUGACCUCAACUACAUGGUAUACAUGUUCCAUUAUAACUCUACCUAUGGCAAGUUCAGUGGCACAGUCAAGACUGAGAAUGGGAAGCAGGCAUCUGAGGGCCCACUAAAGGGCAUCCUGAGCUACACUGAGAACCAGGUUGCCUCCUGUGGCUUCAACAGCAACUCCCACUCCUCCACCAUAUAUGUUGGGGCUGGCAUUGCUCUCAAUGACAGCUUUGUAAAGCUCAUUUCCUGGUAUGACAGUGAAUAUGGAUAUAGCAAUAGGGUGUUGGACCUCAUGGCUUGCAUGACCUCCAAGGAAUAA
Rattus rattus (black rat) is the source of this 402-nucleotide messenger RNA. Its product is annotated as glyceraldehyde-3-phosphate dehydrogenase-like. NCBI's taxonomy places the organism in Eukaryota, Metazoa, Chordata, Mammalia, Rodentia, Muridae. The transcript has 2 exons. The coding region runs from base 1 to 402 and encodes 133 amino acids. Gene Ontology annotation, molecular function: NAD binding; oxidoreductase activity, acting on the aldehyde or oxo group of donors, NAD or NADP as acceptor. The record is from RefSeq and is a predicted model, not a curated record.